Molecule: messenger RNA, 2598 nt
Organism: Tripterygium wilfordii
Lineage: Eukaryota; Viridiplantae; Streptophyta; Magnoliopsida; Celastrales; Celastraceae
Product: ATP-dependent zinc metalloprotease FTSH 2, chloroplastic-like
Exons: 5
Coding region: 158-2239 (693 amino acids)
Biological process (GO): proteolysis
Cellular component (GO): membrane; chloroplast thylakoid
Molecular function (GO): zinc ion binding; ATP binding; ATP-dependent peptidase activity
Source: RefSeq, a predicted model, not a curated record
GCCGUUGAUAAAAGGGCACGUAUACCCUUCUCAAACCACAUCUAUCCCUCUAAAUCACAGUGACACCCCCCUCGUCCCUCUUCGGCUACUUGUUCUCUGCGACAAAGAGAAGGUACAGGGGGAAUUUACUUGCUCUUCCGAUCAAGAUCUUCCGCAGAUGGCAUUGUCAUCAGCUUGUCUUGUAGGAAAUGGUUUAUCUACCCAUGGUACCGACUUGAAGUUGAGGGGAGACAUUUAUGGUAGGCACUUCCUUUCAUCAAGCCAUGUAUCAUUGGCUACAGGGUCUAAAGCAAUUCUCGUGAGGGCAUCUUUGGACCAGAGGCAACAUGAAGGGAGGAGAGGUUUUCUAAAGUUUUUGCUUGGAAAUGUGGGUGUUGGUGUGCCUACUUUACUUGGAACUAGAAAAGCUUAUGCUGAUGACCAAGGAAUUUCGAACUCCAGAAUGUCUUACUCUAGGUUUUUGGAGUAUUUGGAUAAAGACAGGGUGAAAAGAGUAGAUUUAUAUGAAAGUGGUACAAUAGCAAUUGUGGAGGCUAUUUCCCCUGAGUUGGGCAACCGGGUGCAGCGAGUUCGUGUGCAACUUCCAGGUCUCAGCCAGGAGCUGCUUCAGAAGUUUCGAGAAAAGAACAUUGAUUUUGCAGCUCAUAAUGCACAAGAGGACUCAGGUUCUCUAUUGUUUAACUUGAUUGGGAAUUUAGCUUUCCCACUACUCUUGAUUGGUGGGCUGUUUCUACUCUCACGUCGAUCAUCUGGAGGAAUGGGUGGGCCAGGAGGGUCUGGCUUCCCUUUUGCAUUCGGACAAUCGAAAGCAAAAUUCCAAAUGGAACCAAACACAGGGGUGACAUUUGAUGAUGUUGCUGGAGUUGAUGAAGCCAAGCAGGAUUUCAUGGAGGUGGUAGAGUUUCUGAAGAAACCUGAAAGGUUCACUGCUAUUGGGGCUCGCAUUCCUAAGGGUGUUCUUCUAAUCGGUCCUCCAGGAACAGGAAAAACUCUCCUAGCUAAGGCAAUUGCCGGUGAAGCAGGUGUUCCUUUCUUCUCCAUCUCGGGAUCAGAGUUUGUUGAGAUGUUUGUUGGUGUUGGUGCCUCUCGAGUUCGUGAUCUUUUCAAGAAGGCCAAGGAAAAUGCCCCUUGCAUUGUAUUUGUGGAUGAAAUUGAUGCUGUUGGACGACAAAGGGGCACUGGAAUUGGAGGAGGGAAUGAUGAAAGAGAGCAGACCCUUAACCAACUUUUGACAGAGAUGGAUGGUUUUGAGGGUAACACUGGUAUCAUUGUCAUUGCAGCAACUAACAGGGCGGACAUUCUUGACUCUGCCUUACUGAGGCCCGGACGUUUCGACAGACAGGUGACUGUUGAUGUUCCAGAUAUAAGGGGAAGAACAGAUAUAUUGAAGGUUCAUGCUAGCAAUAAGAAAUUUGAUUCAGAUGUGUCUCUUGAUGUGGUAGCCAUGAGAACUCCUGGAUUUAGUGGAGCUGAUCUUGCCAACCUCUUAAAUGAGGCAGCUAUAUUGGCUGGUCGGCGUGGGAAGACGGCAAUUACAUCUAAAGAGAUUGAUGAUUCAAUUGACAGGAUCGUGGCUGGAAUGGAGGGGACGGUUAUGACUGAUGGAAAGAGCAAAAGUCUUGUUGCAUACCAUGAAGUAGGUCACGCCAUUUGUGCAACUUUAACUCCUGGGCAUGAUGCUGUUCAAAAGGUCACCUUAGUUCCCCGUGGUCAGGCACGAGGUCUUACAUGGUUCAUUCCUUCAGAUGACCCAACCUUGAUCUCCAAGCAGCAACUAUUUGCUAGAAUUGUUGGAGGACUUGGUGGGCGAGCUGCUGAGGAAGUGAUCUUCGGUGAACCUGAGGUGACAACAGGCGCAGCUAGUGAUUUGCAACAGAUCACUGGUUUAGCUAAACAGAUGGUAGUAACAUUUGGAAUGUCUGAAAUUGGUCCAUGGUCUCUUAUGGAGUCGGGAGCUCAAAGUGGGGACGUUUUCAUGAGAAUGAUGGCAAGAAAUUCAAUGUCGGAAAAGCUUGCGGAAGACAUUGAUGCCGCUAUCAAGAGGAUAUCAGACAGUGCAUAUGAGAUCGCAUUGUCCCAAAUAAGGAAAAACCGCGAGGCCAUCGACAAGAUUGUUGAAGUUGUGGUGGAGAAGGAAACAAUGACUGGUGAUGAAUUCCGAGCAAUCCUUUCAGAAUUUGUUGAGAUCCCAGUUGAGAAUCGGGUUCCCGCUUCAGUAACUGCUCCAGUCACCAUUUAGUAACACAAACAGAACAGAAGAGAGGUGUAAUUUAGCAGCAUUGAUCAUAUGUUUUAAAGUAGUUUAAAAUAAUGCGUAGUCUUGUAUAAGUAGGAAUGUCCACUAAUUAUAAUACGAGCAUUUAUCACGCCUUUUGGUGGCUGAACUUUCAACGAAUAUGAGCUCUCAUUUGGUGAUGCUUGACUGCGCCAGUGCGCUUGGUAGACACAGUGGUGCAAACUUUUUAACUGUCAAGGCUUUGAGGACUUGGAGCCCUUUGUACUAGGAUUAGCUGCUGGUUUGUACCUCAGUUUCUUCGAACUAUAGCUCUGUAGUUUGUGCCAGGAAUAGCUUUGUCAACUAUAACUCAGUUUCAUAGA